This is a messenger RNA of Planococcus citri (citrus mealybug), 781 nucleotides long. Its product is annotated as sericin-1-like. Lineage: Eukaryota; Metazoa; Arthropoda; Insecta; Hemiptera; Pseudococcidae. The record is from RefSeq and is a predicted model, not a curated record. The transcript is spliced from 2 exons. The coding region runs from base 89 to 454 and encodes 121 amino acids.
AUCGCUACAUACAAAGUAAACGAGUCGGGAACAUUGUGCGACGAAAACAAGUACCUACUGGAGCAACGUCGAGUCACAAGUCACAAAGAUGAAACCAAUUCAUUUAUUAUUCAUGCUCGUAGCAGUGCAGACAUUCGCGCUGAUUUCCGCGGGAGGAAAUGACGAACAGAACAAGUCGGAUGUGAUAAGCAAAGCGGAAAACACGCUCGGUACUAAAGUAGGACUCGGAGGAGGUCUUGGUGGGAGCACUGGCAGCUCCAGCUACCCAGGCGGCAGUGGCAGCAGCACCACUGGUGACAAAGACACUUCCGGAGACAAGGACACCUCCGGAGACGAGGACACCUCCGAAGACAAGGACGCCUCCGAAGACAAGGACGCCUCCGAAGACAAGGACACCUCCGGCGGCAGUAACAGCAAAACCACUGACAGCAGUGACCUGCCCAGCGCUGAAUAAACCGAAAGCGACGAAGGUAGCGAGCAUGGCAAAUGGUUCACUCGUUCCUUAGGAUAUUCAUUGAGGACUGUGAAACAUUUCGUCUUAAUUGCUAUAUUUCAACAGGAUGAUUUAUUAGGUACCCUAACACUUCACAACUGCUCCGAAUUUGAUCAUAUUUAUUCACAUUUUAAAUUUUAAGACUUAAUCUUUAAAUAUUUUUAACGGGUUUAUGGGUGGUGACGGUUUAGAAAUUAAUUUACACUAUACUUAAGCAUAGUAGGAAUGGGUAACGACAAUUUAUGUUGUACACUAUCUACUUUAAUAAAGGUUUACUGCAUUAUGAAA